GCCACCUGCGCUAGAACCGUCUUUGUUUUGAUGCUCCGCUCAAGAUAUUUUGUUUGGUUGCCUGUUUUUCAUUUUAAUAAGUUGUACAAUUGAUUUACAGGUGAUGCAGGUAUAUCUGUAAGAAUCUUGGUAUAGACUACAGUUACAGGCACCAUGGAAUACCUGCUGUGCUGGCGUCGGUGCGCCACUUCCCUGCUGAAGCGUUCCUGCUCUCAGACACGUCAGCUGAGCGCUGCGCUCCACUCGGCGGCCGGCAGUGCCGGUGACCCGGGUCUCGGCGGCCAGCGUCCGCUCUCAGUCCGUAUCGUGGAGGUGGGGCCGCGGGACGGGCUGCAGAACGAGCCGCAGGCGGUGCCGACGGCCGUCAAGGUGGAGCUGAUCCGCCGGCUGGCCGGCGCCGGGCUGCGCACCAUCGAGGCGGCCAGCUUCGUGUCGGCCAAGUGGGUGCCGCAGAUGGCCGACGGCGCCGCCGUGCUGGCCGCCCUGCCGCGAGACGCCGGCGUGCGCUACCCGGUGCUGGUGCCCAACAUGCGCGGACUGCGCGGCGCCAUCGACGCCGGCGCCGAGGAGGUGGCAGUGUUUGGCGCCGCCUCAGAGGCGUUCUCACGACGCAACAUCAACUGCUCGAUCGAGGAGAGUUUCGCGCGCUUCCAGCCGGUGGUCGAGGCAGCGCGCGAGGCUGGUCUGCGAGUGCGCGGCUACGUUUCGUGCGUGUGCGGCUGUCCGUACGAGGGCGCCGUGCGGCCGUCGGCGGUGGCGGCGGUCGCGCGUCGCCUCCACAAGCUCGGAUGUUACGAGAUCUCGCUAGGCGACACGAUCGGUGUGGGCACGCCGGGCGUCGUGCGCGCGAUGCUGGAGGCCGUUCAGCGCGAGGUGCCGGCCAGUGCGCUGGCCAUCCACUGUCACGACACCUACGGCCAGGCGCUGGCCAACAUCCUCACGGCGCUGCAGAUGGGCGUGCGGGUGGUGGACGCCAGUGUGGCUGGCCUGGGCGGGUGUCCGUACGCGCGCGGCGCCUCGGGUAACGUGGCGACUGAGGAUGUGGUCUACAUGCUGCACGGUCUGAACGUGGAAACGGGCGUGGAGCUGUCGGCUCUGGUGGACGCCGGACAGUACAUCUGUGACAAACUCAACAGGGCCAACAUGAGCAAGGUGGCGCAGGCCAUGCUGGCCAAGCGGCAGGCGGAAGUCGCAGCGGCAGAAGAGAAGUAGGUUGAAGCGAUCGGGCGACUCAGGGUUUGUCACUACGUCAGGUAUGAUUUGUGUUCGGUGAUUAUCGCACAGUAUGUGGCCCAUAUUUUGAUUAUUAUAGUGAUGUUGGUUGUGAAUCGUAAGCUGCUGCUGAUAAAUGACACCGUUUUAGAGUCCAUCAGUGUAAGCUUUGAAAAAUGGCCCAGUCUUGACCCGAAAGAGUGCUAUUUGAUCAUUCGUUUUAAUUUGUUUAUUGCUUUUGUGUGGAUAGCAUGGGACUUUAUUACUAGUUCCGGCUAUAGAAAUUUGAUGCAUUCAUAAGCGAUCUAAAAAAAAGGUGGUGGCUUCCUAUUGUGUUUGUUUCUUCAUAUAGAACGAUUGACGUAAUUUGAGUGACGCUUUUCCACUCUUUACCAAGUCGUUGAAACUCUGACGCAAAUGGCGAUAGAUCUGUUGGGUACAAUGUGCAAUAAUGUGUGAUGAUCUUGUAUAGCUCUUGCUAUGAGGACAACAGCUCUGUGCGUUGUCGACUGAUUUGUCGCAAUGUUACGUUCUUCUGGCAGAAAAAUUCGUAAAUGUUACGAAAAUAUACCUUUUAUGAGA
Messenger RNA from Amphibalanus amphitrite, 1794 nucleotides. Its product is annotated as hydroxymethylglutaryl-CoA lyase, mitochondrial-like. Gene Ontology annotation, molecular function: hydroxymethylglutaryl-CoA lyase activity. Lineage: Eukaryota; Metazoa; Arthropoda; Thecostraca; Balanomorpha; Balanidae. The transcript is spliced from 2 exons. Gene Ontology annotation, biological process: ketone body biosynthetic process; L-leucine catabolic process. The coding region runs from base 154 to 1212 and encodes 352 amino acids. The record is from RefSeq and is a predicted model, not a curated record.